Oldenlandia corymbosa var. corymbosa is the source of this 5243-nucleotide messenger RNA. Lineage: Eukaryota; Viridiplantae; Streptophyta; Magnoliopsida; Gentianales; Rubiaceae. The record is from the annotation of a GenBank genome assembly.
AAAAAAAAAAAAAAACCACACUGUUUAACUGUUUUAAGUAAAGAAGAAGAAAGACCAUUAAGGCAAUUACUACUAACCAUACUUUAUUGGGAGUAUGAAGAAGACGUUUUUUUUGAAGCAGCAAAAGUUCGUCUAGGUUCUCUUCAUGUACUGCAAAAAAUCAUCCGGCCCCACCCUCUCCGUCCCUUUCCUUUUCUCUUCUUCCCCUUUUCUUCAAAUCCCAAAACUCCCUCACUAGAUUUUUCAUCUUUACCAAACCAAAUGUUAUACAAUACAAUACAAUUUCCUCUCUCUAAAUUUACACACAGUCACACAGCGAAACAGAGGACACCCUCUUCCCUCCUCCUCUCUUCCUGUCUGGUCUGUUUUUUUGUUAUAUUACACAACUCUCAUUUGAGGAAACUUCGGUUUUCGGAACUCGAGCUUUUUUAAUUGAGAAGAAACACACAAAAAGAAAAAUAAAGGACGGUUAGGAUUAAAAAAAAAUGAUUCUUUUUCAGCUUAUUUUUAAGUGGGUUGUGCUUGAAGAAGGAGGGAGUUGCAAGUUGUGAACUUGGUUUUCGACGACCCUUUGGAAUGCUUGGAAUGAAAGGGGUGGCGGUUUUGAAGUCCCUGUAACGGAUUAAAAAAAAAAAACUUUGAAAGAUUGCCCCUUUUUCUUAUUUUUUCAGGGAUCAUUUGUGUGGGGAAGUGGUUUUGGUUUACAGGGUUUUGGCUGUUUUGGUGGUUUGGCGGUUUUGGGUGAAGGUUUGGUGGUGAUGAUAUCAAUGCCGGCUGAAAAGGAUCGAUUUUUGGCGGUUUUGGGCAAAAAUGAUGAAAUGGAGGGCGGUAUGGAGCUUCAUGUCUGAAAAAAAUUGGGGAUUGAGACUUACAUGUGUUUGCAUGUGAUUAGGAGAUAAGAUCUGAGAGCUGGUGCCGGUUUGUUUUCUUGGUGUUAUUGUAAGAAAACAUGUGGGAUGUUGAGAUAAAUGGUAAAAAUUCUAACAUUGUCCUGCAUUUCUGUUUUGGGGUUUUUUCAUUGAGGUCAAUUUUCUUGGGCCUGUUUUGUUUGGUGUUCUCGAUUUGUUCCUUACUGGUUUUGGUUUCCCAUUACUUAAAUUCAAAUAGAGCCUGCAUUUCUGAAUUUGGGAUUCCUUGAAUAGAUGUUUAUGUUGGCGGUGAGCCUUUGUGUAUUUUUAAUUGUUCAUCACUUUUUCCCUUUUCUUUGGGCAAUCAGAAAUUGAUUUUGGUGAUUAUGUUCAUUUGGGUUCAUGCUGGUAAUCAGCAGUUACACAAGUUCAAGGCUUUGGCUUCAGCAUUGCGCCUUACCUGUGAAAGAUGUCUGUAUGGGACAUUUUAAUUUCUUGCAAUUCCUUGCUGCUGGGAAUCUUUUGCCCCCUUUUUUUUGGGUGCAAAAUUAUUUCCUUGCUCUGUUGCAGACGGCCAUUUUGAUUGUUUGCUUAUGGUUUCUUGUUUUUGAGGCCACAUUCCUGUCUUUUGUUAUGUUAUUCUGUAUUUCUGUCGUUUGGUGAUACUACUGAUGGUGUCCCAUUGCCUGGUAAAUUUAGGCCCAGAGCUAUGAUGGUCGUUAUUUAAAUGAAGAAAUGUAGUGAAAGCAAAUGGUACUUUACUUGUUUGAUUUGUUUGGUUCAGCUCUUCUUUCUGCUAUCAUGUAAUCAUGUUGCAAUUUAAUCUAAUAGCAAUAUUGUGAUGCAUGAACUUGCUUUCUUCAUUCUUCCUUCUGUGUUCUUUUAAUUCUUUGCUGGCCUUGUGUAAUACAUUUGCAAAAAAUAUAUGGCAAGUGGAUUGUAUGUUUCCUUCUCUAGAUAUUAUAUUUAAUAUUUUGAUUUAUUUCUUCUACUUGAGUGGGUUCUAAAGGCUGUUCAUUUUCAAAUUGACUAAUUUAUUCUUUUAUCCCCCAUUCAGCCUCAGCAGUUUGGGAAAGGAGUGAAAUGACAUUAUAGAUAAGUGGAGGAAUGGUUCCAUUGGAUGAAAUGUGGAGGAGAUUAAUAGCUGUGCUCUUGGUUCAAACAUUCCUAAUUUCAAUCGCAGGUGCUGACAAUGAGUUGCCCCGCUGUAAUUGUGAUGAUUUUGGAUUUUGGAGUAUUGAGAACAUUAUGGAAUUUCAGAAAGUCAGUGAUUUCCUAAUUGCAGUGGCCUACUUUUCGAUUCCAAUUGAGCUCCUCUAUUUUGUUAGCUGCUCCAACAUCCCAUUUAAAAUGGUGCUACUGCAAUUCACUCUUUUCAUUGUUUUGUGCGGAAUGACUCAUUUUCUGAAUGGAUGGACCUAUGGUCCUCACACCUUUACGAUCAUGGUUGCACUCACUAUUUUCAAGGGCCUCACAGCUCUGGUCUCAGUUGCCACUGCAAUAACUCUGGUCUCGCUCAUUCCAUUACUGCUGAAAUCUAAAGUCAGAGAAUUUAUGUUGAGGAAAAAAGCGUGGGACCUUGAUCGAGAAGUUGGAAUGAUAAAGAAGCAAAAAGAAGCUGGCUUGCAUGUUCGCAUGCUCACCCAGGAGAUUCGCAAAUCUCUUGACCGUCAUACUAUAUUGGAGACAACUUUGGUUGAGCUAUCUAAAACAUUAGAUUUGCAGAAUUGCGCUAUUUGGAUGCCUAAUGAGAACAAAACAGAAGUGAAUCUGAUUCAUGAAUCCAAGGCGAGGAACUCUUCAGGUUUCCAUGAUUCAGCCAUCCCAACCAGUAAUCCAGAUGUAAGAGAGAUCAAAGGGAAUGAUGGAGUGAAAGUUCUUGAGCCUGACUCUGCUCUUGCAGUAGCAAGCAGUGCGGGAGAUGGUGAUCCUGGACCUGUAGCUGCAAUUCGAAUGCCGAUGCUGAGAGUUGCCAAUUUCAAGGGUGGAACUCCUGAAAUGGUUCCUGCAUGUUAUGCGAUUCUGGUUUUGGUUCUUCCUGGUGGACAAGGCAGGUCUUGGGGGAAUCAGGAACUUGAGAUAGUACAAGUGGUUGCAGAUCAGGUUGCAGUGGCGCUCUCCCAUGCUGCAGUGCUGGAAGAGUCGCAGCACAUGAGAGAUAUGUUGGUGGAGCAGAACCGAGCCUUGCAGCGAGCAAAGCAGGAUGCUUUGCUGGCAAGUCAAACUAGAAAUGCAUUUCAGAUGGUAAUGAGCAAUGGGUUGAGAAGACCGAUGCAUUCAAUUUUAGGACUACUUUCAAUGAUACAAGAUGCGAAUAUGAGCUCUGAACAACAACUUAUUGUUGAUACUAUGGUUAAGACUAGCAAUGUACUUUCAACCUUGAUAACUGAUGUGAUCGACACUUCAACAAAGGACAGUGGAAGGUUCCCACUUGAGGUGACGCCUUUCUCACUUCAUUUAAUGAUAAAAGAAGCUGCUUGUCUAGCCAAGUGCCUUUCCGUUUACAGGGGCCAUGAUUUUGUCAUUGAAGUUGAUAAAUGCUUGCCUAAUUAUGUCAUGGGGGAUGAGAGACGGGUUUUCCAGGUUAUCUUACACAUGGUAGGGAAUCUAUUAAAUGGAAGCAAUGGAGGGUGUCUUUUCUUUCGAGUUCUCUCAGCAAAUAUGAGUCAGGGAAGGAGUGAUCCUGGUUGGGGGCCAUGGAGAUCAAGCUCGUCUGAUGGGUACACAUACGUAAAGUUCAAUGUUGGAAUUUGCAAAGAUGGAUCUCGCUUGGAGAAUGCAUCUUCCUCUUUACCGCUUGGGCGUCAGAGGUACAGCAGUGGUGUGGGCGAGGAAGGGUUGAGUUUCAGCAUAUGCAGAAAGCUUGUUCAGUUAAUGCAAGGAGAUAUUUGGAUAGUCCCAAAUUCCGAAGAUUUUGACCAAAGCAUGGCUCUUAUUCUUCGAUUUCAGAAACGGCAAUCAGUUGUGAUUAGCAUAUCUGAACAAGGGAGGCCUUCAGAGCAUAGAUACUCAAACUCUCUCUUCAGAGGACUCAAAGUACUUUUGGCUGAUGACGAUGAUGUGAAUCGGGCAGUUACUCGAAAGCUCCUUGAGAAACUGGGAUGCAGCGUUUUGGCUGUGUCAUCGGGAUAUGAAUGUCUUAGUGCUCUUGGGCCUGUUGCGUCUGCAAUUCAGAUUGUUCUUUUGGAUCUGCACAUGCCUGACUUGGAUGGAUUUGAAGUGACUAUGAGAAUUCGAAAGUUCCGAAGUCGCAAUUGGCCUUUGAUUGUUGGCUUGACAGCAAGCGACGAUGAAGACAUUUGGGAUAGAUGCUUUCAGGUUGGGAUGAAUGGAGUAAUUCGAAAACCGGUUCUCUUGCAAGGAAUGGCAGAUGAGCUUCAGAGAGUUUUUGCUCAGGCUAAUAGAGUUAACCCUUUUGCUGUCGGAAUGGAAUAGACAAACUUUCUUUGGAAGAUGCAUUCUCUUCCAUCACAAGGGUCCAUCAUACAAACAGAUCAUAUACACAGCAUGCAGAAUCUCUUUGGUACAGAGAAUUCAUCUUCGUUAUUCUUUUAAAAUUGAGUUACUUGUCAUACAGGUAUAUCAACUGCGUAACUAACAAUGUUGACAUAUAAUUUAACUUGUCACCGACACGGAAGACCGUGAGGUGGAAUCAUAACAGGAGAGGCUAGGAGAGAAAAUGUAUUUCGUGGAUACUGGAUAUAGAGCUUAAUUUUUCUAUUGAUGGGGAGAUUUUCUCGCAAACAUCUAGAAGAGAGAGUAUUGAAUUUGUAGAGAAACUGAUAGAUUUGUAGAAGUCUUAGUCUAGGUCAGUAAUCUUCCUAUACUUUGAACAUUUACAAAUAGAAGGCAAUUUUGUGGUGCUUUGUUUAGAAGUGUAUAUUGUUAAAAGUGUUGCAAAGUCGUCCAAAUAUCUUUCUGGUUGCUGCUAUCAUAGCAUUUCACUAGCUAGCUCCACAAAGGAUAACUGUUUUCUGAUUCUUCCAGCUUUGCGCUUACGUUAUGGACCCAAAAUAUAUGCAACAUCUACCAAAAUCAUAUUUAACUCUUGUCAGUUUAUUUAUAUGACUCCAAUACGAUUCUUCUGAUAUCUGCAGUACUCUAAUACAGGCAAAGUGAUGAAGAUACUUCUCCUGUUCAGGAGUUGAGCUUCUUGUUCAUCUAGUGAUCACCUAGAAAUACAAUCGUAGUUUUGAUCUCGUUACAUAGGGUUGGCUAUAUAGAUCAUAUGUCUAUCAUAAAUAUCGGAUAUUAUUCCCCAAUGCGAAAGCUGUUGACUAAUAAGCUGCACAUGCCAAGAAUGUGAUGACCAUCUGUGGCAGUUCUAUGGUUCUUUUUGUGUGUUAUUAGGAAGCCAUUGAAAGUGGCAACGUUAUGGGGUCGAAACGUCUUUCU